UUACAUCUUUUGCACAAAAAGAAGAGAUCUUGGUGGAUGUAUUUAUUGGUUUGUUGUUUUUCUUUAGUUUCCACAAGCAAUUUUAUGUGAUACUAUUCUCCUUAAUUUUUUGUAAAGGUAUGUAAAGGUUACCAUUUCCAACUUUCCUCCGACUUUAUCAGGCAAUCGACACCCUCACACGAUAGAAUCACUUGAUUUUUUUUCAAAGCUUGAAUUGACUUGUUCUAUCUUGAGAUGAUGAUGGAAAUUGAAGGAUUUUUUUCUCAUUUUUUGCUUGUUCCUUGGGUUUAGUUGGGGAUUUUUGUGAUAGGUUAUUGUUGUUGAAAAAAGCCUCUACCUUUCUGUUACAUGGAUGGGUAAAGUUGAAGUUUAUUUACAUUGUGAAAAUACAAUUAUUACAACUUGAGUAGCUGUUACACCUUUUAAUAAAGUCAGAGAUCACGCAGGAUCUAAAUGUGCAAAACUUAGACCUCGCAGGAUCCUUGCAAAAUAAUACAUAUGAAAACAAAGAAAUUAUAACUAGACAUAAAAUACAUAUGUACACAAGAAACUACAUUAAACCCAAAAAAGAAAAAAAAUACAAUGCACAUGUGAAGUCUAUACAUAUUUGCACUGCCUCUGAAAUUUUCAACCGCAAAAAAUCUCCCAGGGAGUCCUCAAGCAUUGCACAUGUAGAAAGCCAUGCCAUCCCACAAAAGACAUCUUGAAACGUCAUUACUUUCAUGGAAAAGAAUGCUCUAUAUCAUAUUUACAGGACUUGGAAACCUAUGAUUUCUCAUAAAACUAAUACAUGACUCUGUUGGCUAUAUCACUCCAGCUGCAUAACAUUAAUAAAAACCUGGCUAGCAGCACCCAAAUUACUGGAGGGUAAGGAGUAUUCUAUAAAAGGGUUUUGACAAGGUUUCUACAGAGCUAAAGAAAGGUUAAUGAAUAUGGAACCUUCAAAAGCUAGAGAUGCUACACUAAGUUGCUUUGCUGCAUAUGUGGCGUGUAUAGUGUGUGCUUACUUUAUGUUGUUUGAGAAUAAAAGAGAAGUAACUCCUAGGGAACCAACCGAGUUGAGAGAUUCAUUGAGAAAUGCUUAUAUCUACCGGUUGUUCUAUGGCGGCAGAACAUUUACAUAUGACUACUUAAGAAUGGAUAGAGGUCCAUUUUUUAACCUUGUUCGCAUGUUACGAAAGUCUAGACUUCUUAAAGAUACCAUAUAUGUUUCCAUCGAGGAGCAAGUUGCUAUGUUUUUACACAUAGUAGGGCAUAAUGCAAAAAAUAGGGUUGUUGGUAUAAACUUCGUACGUUCAGGCGAAACUAUUAGUAGGUACUUCAAUGCAGUCCUCGUGGCAAUAUUAAAACUAAGACCAUUACUAAUGAAGCAAGCGAGUGGUGAGGUAUCCGAUGAGAUUCGUUGUAGAUCAACUUGGUACCCUUGGUUUGAGAACUGUAUUGGUAUGAUUGAUGGAACACACAUUGCUGCGUCUGUCCCUGAUAAUAUAGUUGCUCGAUUUCAUGGUCGUAAAGAUGGUCCCACACAAAAUGUGCUUGGAGUUGUUACACCUAAUAAGCUAUUUUGUUAUGUCAUGGCUGGAUGGGAAGGGUCCGCUAAUGACUUUACAGUUUUGAGGGAUGCAUUGUUUGUGCCUCCUCCAAAGGGAUUGCAUUUGAUAAAAGGCAUGUACCUUGUUCUCUGUUGAACCGAGAAAUGAGAGAUUAUUUGCAUUUAUGCAUGAUGAUCCCCUGGCAAUGACACAUGGUUUAUUAUGCUGAAGAUGCUAAUGUGGCCUUGGUUGGAUUGUAUAAUCCAGAUGCAGCUUACCUUUCACAUGGGGGUCAGCACUGGUUUCCUGGUGUAAGAACUCACUCUAUUUCAUACUCAUCUACCAGAAGUGGGACUUCAGUCUUUAUACAUUGCAGAAAUUUACUAGCUGUCAUGAUUGAUUUAAUAAAAAGUAGUAUGUCCAUACCAGCAAAGUGAUGACCUUGGUGUUCUUGUGAUCUUUAAUGUUCAGUGCUUGCCUCGUGUCUCUAGAGUUUAUUCAUUCAUUAUUCAUGGUGAAGCCAUAGUUCUUUUUGCUUAUGUGGUAUGUAUUCUCAACCCCAUAUGUGUUAACUUUUUCACGACUUGGACACAUUGAUUGCCAUUGUUGUUCAAAUCCUUGCUUGUGUAGUUAGAUAUGACAAAUUAUAUUGGCACCAAAUGAUCAAAAUAAUGUCAAAUAUUACUGUUCUGUAUGGAUAGACAUCUUCCUGAUCUUGUUGCAAGCACUUGUCUCGUGUGUUAAAAAUCUGUCAUUUUUUUGUAAUUUGACUUAAGCUCAUAUUCUUAUUCUUA
This is a messenger RNA of Asparagus officinalis (garden asparagus), 2326 nucleotides long. RefSeq lists its product as uncharacterized. The record is from RefSeq and is a predicted model, not a curated record. Bases 927 to 1688 code for a protein of 253 amino acids. NCBI's taxonomy places the organism in Eukaryota, Viridiplantae, Streptophyta, Magnoliopsida, Asparagales, Asparagaceae. The transcript is spliced from 4 exons.